AGUUUCCCACUUUUAGAGUUUUUCAGAAACCAAACGCGAAGGCGAAGUGCGUUGGCUGCUCUCAGGUGCUUCUGCAAGAUGAGCUUGCUCAUAAACCAAUGUGUGAGUCGGUGGAUUGCCGUCGACGAGAAACUCAAUCGAGGGAAGCGAAAGGUCGACCUCAAAUUGAGUGGAGGUUCAUCUGGAGAUGAGCGUGCUCGCUGUCGCGUCGUUGUGUCGAUGUUGAAGAAUGACGGUAAUAUAAGUAGCUUUCGGGAGAAAUCGAUUGCGAGCUCCACUGCAGUUGCAAAUUUGGUUGCAAUGGGAAAUGCCAAGGCUGUGUCCUCAGACAAAUUACUGGAAGAUGCUGCGUUCCUUUACACUCUAGCUGAUGGAAGCGUCAGGGACUGGUUUGGAGGAUUCCUAUAUUCUGCUAAUCAACAGGCUAACGAGGCUGUUCAGAACCAGUUUAUCAGCACUUAGCUUCACUAGGACUUGUAACUAGCUUUUCACCUUGUACACUUAGUGUUCUUCCAUUGACGCUUGGUUACAUUGGUGCAUUUGGCUCUGGGAAAAGCAGAGCAGAGGAUCCAGUAGUUGGGGGCAACCUGCUUUUGACAUAUACAAUUCUUGCUGCUUCUUUUGCUGGAGCGUUGCAGAGUCUGCUGUCAUUCCGGAAGUUCUCAGCUUGGAUCAACCCCACCAGCGGAGCGCUGCUGUUAGGAGGGGGAGUAUACACUUUCUUGGACAGGCUCUUCCCAGUUUCAAUGUAAAUGUAGGAGUACAGAAUACCCCACGACAGGAGCUUUAAGGGUAUAAAAUAGCACGGUUUUGGAUGGAGUAUCAAAAUAACCAGUAAUUUUGGUCACAGAAUUAAGGGGCCGCUGGUUGGGGAGGGAGAAGGAUCUACGUGGACUGUCACGGUGCCACCCAUAAUGCUGUUGGGAUGCGUAGAGGAGGCAACUCCUAACCAGAUAAGAUAAGGUCAUCGGCAAACGUAAGAGAUGAGUCCAUGACAUAAGGGGGAAAAAGUGGCGGUUUGCAGGCUGCAGCACAAGAAUCAAUUCCAUCUUUGCCAGGUUUGCUUUCUGCCUGGAAGACAGAUGGUAACAUUUUCCGGUUACAGGCAGAAACCCAACUGAUCAGAGAAUUAAGAGGUAUGACUUCCUGUUCUGGUUCGGUCACAUCCAUUUCAUUUAUUGCCCAUGUGGGAAGUAGUAAGUGCGAUUAUCCAGCAAUGGUUUAGGAGUUGGUAUAAGCAUUACAAUCUUUAUUUUUUAUCGGGUAAUUUAAGCAGGGAGGGGUAAUCUCAAUUCCGUUUGGUUUGAGAAAGACUACACGUCUACUAACUAUAACUAGUCUAUAACCAUAAUUCAGAAUCCUCCUCCGGUGAACUCAAAACGAAACGACUCCGCCGGCCCGGAGCAACUCUCUGUAGCGAUUGAGGGACUCCUGCCGCUGCAGCCGCAUCUCCUCGUUGAAGUUUUUGAUGAACGCCUCCACCCGCCGGUUCAGCUCCUCCUGGCCCAGCGACGGCUCCCUCUUCUUCGCUGCUCUUCUCCCAACCGUAUCCGACGUCGUUGCACCCAUCUCAUUCUUCCUCCCACCACUUUUCCCGGCAUCUCUAAACGUCUCGGAUUUCUUCAUCACCUUCCCCGCCGCCGCCGACGGGACCGCCACGUGUCCCGUGUUCCACGUGUCCGAUUUCUUGAGGUGUCGAGUUAACGGCACGCGGCGCCCUUCCGUUAUCAUCUUCCACGUGCUCUCCAGCGUCUCGUCCCGCCUCCCCGACUUCGAUAUCCCCAAUCCCGCCGCCGCCGCCUUACUGCCGCCACCGCCUUUGGACCGAUGAGUGAAGUUGGUAGCUGAUCCGUUGGGUGGUGGUGGUGGUAGUGCAGAUUUCCGGGGUACAAACCUGGAGGAAACCGGAGGCUUGGCUUCUCUAUCCUCUUCUCUCGUAAGACCGCCGCCACCGGAGUACUCAUCAUCCGCGGCGGUGGCGGCCAUAUCACGACGGUGGCGGUCAUCCCAACCGAUAUGCGGCACGACCGACGACGCCGGUGCAUGAUCCUCGUCUCUCUCCGUGGCCUUCUGACCGUCCACCGGCGGCUCUUCUAGCUGACCCCCUUCCGCGAGACCACUACUCCUACUCACCUCGGUCUCCGAGAAGCCACCGUACCCUGAUAAUGACACGUCAUCAGCAGCAGGGCUAGAAGAAGCGGCGGUCUUGGAGUACUGGAGCUUGGAGGAAGCGAGGAUGGAGAUGAUGAUGGCGUUGACCAGGAGGUAGAGAAAAGGGGGCGUGAGCCACGAGGACAGGGCGUCGGAGCUGCUGUGGAGGAGGAAGGUGAGCAGCAGCGGUGGCGGAGAAGAAGAGAGAUGGAGGUUGUGGUCAUGGUGAGUUUUUAGUAACAUGGUUCCCAUCACGGCCACCGCGGCGGCGACGGAAGUGCAUAUGAUUACGGCUGCCUUCGGUGGGAGAAAGAACAUGGUUUGUUAUCAGCCUCUCUGGCCCUUUGGCACAGUGUUUCUGGUGUAUGGGCUAUAUGUGAAGUUGGAGGGGACAUAUGGGAUGUGGCUUUGCACGCAAGCAAACGGAGAGAAGAGUGAUUAAUCAUGGAGAGGGCUGCAUGGUUGCUUGUUUAUAUAGGUGGGAAGUUGAAGGCCAUUACUUCUUUGAGGGAAAGAUAUUGAAAAACCGUACUGAUGGUUCGAAAAAGAAAAAAAAAUUCAUAUUAGAAGCUAAAUCGGUAGAGGAGAGAUUUAGGAAAUACAAAGGGUUGAAUCAAUGAUUAAAAUGAUGGCUGGUAUAAAUUGUUCUGUUAUUGACUUUUUUGAUACAACAUUCGAUACGGUUUUACAAUCAUUG
This is a messenger RNA of Linum tenue, 2848 nucleotides long. NCBI's taxonomy places the organism in Eukaryota, Viridiplantae, Streptophyta, Magnoliopsida, Malpighiales, Linaceae. The record is from the annotation of a GenBank genome assembly.